AGAUCGCGUCGUCUCCGCCACCAGUUUGCCCGCGGCACGUCAGCCAUUUGUUUGGGCCGCGCUCUACCAUGGCGACCCUGCUCAUUUGCUGCGGUGCCCAAGGGGAAGAGGAGAGGAGUGAGGUCAGGAUGAACUGGAUAUCUGAUCCCCCUUCAAAAACAGUGAAAUGACAUUCCAAUAACCCUGAGACCCUCGCUUAGACCUGCCUCAGAUGACCCGGGGGCAUGAUGCGUCAGGCUGGAGUCAAGCCCAACUGUGUAAAUCCACUCCAUCGCGGAUGAUUUACUCCCUAAAGCACCAGGGGUGUCUGGACACACGGUUCCCCAGACAAGGACAGCAAGCCCGUGGAACACAGGCUUCAGGCAGGACUCCCUGCAGCAUGUACUGGGGGAGUAUGGACUGGUGAGGCCAAUCAGUGUGGACGCAGAGGGCCGCUUCCUGUCGCACGCAGUCUCGGCUGACCGUAUGGCAGGAGGGCAGUCCCGUAGGCGCCGGAGGAGGGAGGUAGGAGUAGGCAAUGAUGAGUGGGGAGGACCGAGAGGGGCCGAGGAGGACCACGAGCCCGAGGCCCAUCAGGAAAGACUUUACUUCAACGUCACCGUCUUCGGCCGGGUGCUCCACCUGCGCCUGCACCACAAUGCCAGGCUGGUGGCCCCCGGAGCCAAGAUGGAGUGGCGUGAUGACAGCGACAGCACCCGGCACUCUGAGCCACUGCACGACGACUGCCUGUACGUGGGGGACAUCACAGACACACCGGGAGCCACUGUGGCUAUCAGCAACUGUGACGGCCUGGCUGGCAUGAUCAGGACGGAACAAGAGGAGUUUUUCAUCGAGCCGGUGGAGAGGGGCGAUGGAGUGAUAGAAGAGGAAGAGGAGGGAGGAGGAGGAGGAAGGACACACAUCGUCUAUCGCUCUUCGGCUGUAAAGAAAGCGUCCAUCAGCAGUGAGGCAGCAGACUUCCACGCCAGAGGUGCUGAUCUCGGUGGGCUGAUGGACCUGGAGUCUCUGUACCGCGGCGUGGAGCAGAGUAUCAACCACACGCGGGCCGGGCGAAUGCGCAGACAGACUCUGGACAGGGCCUACAACAUCGAGGUGCUGCUGGGUGUUGACGACUCAGUGGUCCAGUUUCACGGGAAGGAGCAUGUCCAAAAGUACCUGCUCACACUCAUGAACAUUGUGAAUGAGAUCUACCAUGACCAGUCUUUGGGAGCGAAGAUCAAUGUAGUGCUGGUGCGGAUUAUCAUGCUGGGCUACGGCAAGUCCAUGAGUCUCAUUGAACUGGGGAACCCAUCUCAGAGUCUGGAAAAUGUGUGUCGCUGGGCCUUCCUGCAGCAGAAACAGGACACAGGAGACGCUGAGUAUCACGACCACGCCAUUUUCCUCACGCGACAGGAAUUUGGCCCCACGGGAAUGCAGGGCUACGCCCCAGUGACGGGCAUGUGUCAUCCGGUGAGGAGCUGCACUUUGAACCACGAGGACGGUUUUUCCUCUGCCUUUGUGGUGGCACACGAGACUGGACAUGUGCUUGGAAUGGAGCACGACGGCCAGGGCAACCGCUGUGGAGAUGAGGUGCACAUGGGCAGCAUCAUGGCUCCACUGGUGCAAGCUGCCUUCCACCGCUUUCACUGGUCCAGAUGCAGCAUGCAAGAGCUGGAACGCUACCUUCAUUCCUAUGACUGUCUCCGUGACGACCCAUUUGACCACAACUGGCCCUCACUUCCUCAGCUGCCUGGUUUGCACUACUCCAUGAAUGAACAGUGCCGCUUUGACUUUGGUGUGGGCUACACAAUGUGCACCGCGCUACAAAAGGCGGGCCAGUCAGGAACGCAGUAUCGCACAUUUGACCCAUGUAAGCAGCUGUGGUGUAGCCACCCAGACAAUCCCUUCUUCUGCAAGACCAAGAAAGGACCACCCAUUGAUGGCACCAUGUGUGGAAAUGGCAAGCACUGCUUUAAAGGUCACUGCAUCUGGCUGACCCCGGACAUCAUAAAGCAGGAUGGAAACUGGGGUUCGUGGAGUGAGUUCGGACAGUGCUCCCGCACCUGUGGCGGAGGAGUACAGUUCCGCACUCGUGACUGUGACAAUCCAAGACCAGCCAACGGGGGCCGUACCUGUGUGGGGGCAACUUACCAGUUUCAGAUAUGCAACUCCAACGAAUGUGAGGACAUCUACAGUGACACUCGAGAGGAGCAGUGCCACACUUCGGACCCUCGCUUUGAAGUCCACAGCAACAAGCACCACUGGCUGCCUUAUGAACACCCAGACCCUAACAAACGCUGCCACCUGCACUGCCAAUCCAAGGAGACUCGAGAUGUGGUCUUCAUGCAGAGAAUGGUCCUGGACGGCACACGCUGCUCAUACAAGGACCCACACAGUGUGUGCGUGCGUGGCGAGUGCGAGAGAGUGGGAUGUGAUGGCACAGUCGGCUCCUCAAAGCAGGAAGACAAGUGUGGAGUGUGUGGAGGGGACAACUCCAGCUGCAAAACCUUCAAAGACACCAUCACACGCACGGCCAAAAAACAAGGUUUCCUCAAAGUUCUUGAAAUCCCCAGAGGAGCGAGACACCUACUGAUCCAAGAGCUGAAAGCAACUUCACACACAUUAGCGGUGAAGAAUGUGGCGUCAGGACUCUUUUUCUUGAACGGGGAAAAUGAAUAUCCAGAAUCCCACUCGCUCAUUGAAAAGGGCGUGGAGUGGGAAUAUGAGAACGACAACGACAAGGAGACCCUUCAGACCACUGGCCCUCUCAGACAUGGGAUUCUUAUCAUGAUGAAAUUACAUGGGGAUGAGGAUGUGAAUUUGUCUUAUAAGUACAUGAUGAACAUGGACAGUGACUCUGCCAUUCAGAACAACAUGCUGGUGGAAGACAGUGCCUAUGAGUGGGCCCCAAAGAGAUGGUCCUACUGCUCCAAGCUCUGUGGUGGAGGGAAGCAGUAUCUGCGAUACGGCUGCAGAAGAAAAGUUGACAGUAAGAUGGUCCACAAGAGCUUCUGUAACAAGUCCAACAUGAAACCUAGAGGCGACACCAGAGACUGCAACCAGAAGCCCUGCCCUCCACCCAUUUGGGUGACAGAGGAGUGGCAGAACUGCAGCAAACCAUGUGGAAAGACGGGCAUGCAAAUACGCUCGGUCAGCUGUGUCCAGCCUUCAGAUGACAACACCACACGCACUAUUCACAAUAAACACUGCAACGAUGACCGGCCCGAGUCCCGCAGACCCUGCAACCGACAACCCUGUCCCACCCAGUGGAGAGUCGGACCGUGGUCACAGUGCUCACUGACAUGUGGAAAUGGGACCCAGCAGAGGCAGGCUCUGUGCCACACCAGGGACAACACCAUCGGCCUGUGUCUGGACAGUAAGCCUGACACCAUCAGAGUGUGUCGCUUGGAUCCAUGUCCCAAGGGCUCAUCAGACCUCAACAAGAAUGGCAACAUCCUCAUCCAGUGGCUGUCUCGCCCCAACCCCAACUACCCGAAGAUCUCCCUACGCCAGCGUUGUCAUGGAGACCGCUCCAUGUUCUGUCGUAUGGAGGUGCUGAAGCGCUAUUGCUCUCUACCGGACUACCAGCGCAUGUGCUGCAAGUCCUGCAGCAAUGUCACCAUCACAGAGCCUCUAUCCAACUCCACCUCCAGACCCACCCCCCUCACCUCCGUCACCUCCAUCAGCCCCAGUGUUACAGCUCCUCCACCCACCAGCACCCUCAGCUCUGGUUUCACCACCAUCCAAUCCACGAAACCUGUCAUCACCACCAUUUCAGCUUCUACCACCAGCCCAUGGACCAUCACUCAUCCUCCUACACUCAGCACUCCUGUUCCUCAUUCCUCCCCCACCUCACUCAGCACCGCAGACGUGUUUGCAAGUCAUCUAUCAGCUGCCACCGGUGAUCCUAUCCUCCCCAUAACCUUUUCCAUGGCAACCACCUCAGUUAUUACAACCUCUCCCAGUGUUACUGCUCAUCCCCUGCUCCUGCCCAUCCCAGACAUAGAUGAAAGCGCAGAUCAACAGUUACAGAGCACCACAGAUACUCUAGCAACAUCUGGUACGAUAACUACCAUAGACUUUGCUGUAGCCACCAGUUCAACAAUCACAAAUCCAGCAGAAUAUAGCACAAAUACUGACUCCCCACUGAAAUCCAAGCCCAAACAGAAUAUUCAACCAAAGAAAAACUCUCAAAAGGUGAUUCCACCAAAGAUCAAUGCAAAAAAGAAUACUGCAUUGAAAAAUACUACCAGAAAAGAUGUUCCACCAAAGAUCAAUCCUAAAAAGAAUAAUUCAUUGAAAAAUACUACCAGAAAAGAUGUUCCACCAAAGAUCAAUCCUAAAAAGAAUAAUUCAUUGAAAAAUACUACGAGAAAAGGUGUUCCACCAAAGAUCAAUCCAAAAAAGAAAAAUCUUACACCAAAAAAGAAUACUUCUGUGAGUACCUAUCCCAAAAAGAAUACACCCCAAAAUACAACUCCCAAACACACUACUCCAGCAAACACAACUCCCAAACACACUACUCCAGCAAACACAACUCCCAAAAAGACUACUCCAGCAAACACAACUCCCAAACACACUACUCCAGCAAACACAACUCCCAAAAAGAUUACUCCAGCAAACACAACUCCCAAAAAGAUUACUCCAGCAAACACAACUCCCAAAAAGAUUACUCCAGCAAACACAACUCCCAAAAAGACUACUCCAGCAAACACAACUCCCAAACACACUACUCCAGCAAAUACUACUCCCAGAAAAACUACUCAAGCAAACACUACCCCCAAAAAGACUCCUGCUGAAAAAAUAACUCCCAAAAAGAUUACUCCAGCAAAGACUGCUCGAGAAAAAAUGACCCCCAAAAAGACUACUCCAUCAAAGACUACCCCUGCAAACACUUCUCCCAAAAAGACUACUCUAGUGAAGCAUACUCCUGAGAAAAAACCCAAAGAGGAGGUUUCAACAAAAAACAGUCCCAAAAAAAGCAGGAAGCCAAAAACUAAAUUGAUAAAGCAAAGUCAAACCAAGACAACCUUCCAAAAAAAAAAAAAAACAGGACCUAAAAAUCGCCCAGACUCACAGGCCAAGGUUAUUCACAAUAAGGGCAUAGCGAAAAAGACUAAUGCAAAUAAGAAAACACUUAAAUUGUCUUAUUACACCACAACUCCAUCUCCCUACACAAGCAUACAACCAUCGAGAGAGUACUUUUCUUCUACAAUUCCCUCUAGCACUAGUGUGCAUGAUCCAUCACCUUUUCCGAAGUCAGGAGUCAAUGUCACGUCCAUCAGUAACAACACAACAGCUACAGAUGAACCUCCACUGUGGUACCAUGAUAACACUGAAACGAUAACACACAGCGUUGAUGAUGAUCUCGUAACACCCAAUGCUACUUUUAAGUUUGAUGAUGUCACAAUGCCCGGUGGAACCUUGGCGUCUGGUGAUGUCACAAUGACAAGCAGCGGUGAUGUCACAGUAACUAGCGGGACCAUUCUCAGUGGUGAUGACUUCACAGUGUCCUACGACAAUGUGGAAGUGGUCAGCGACACCAUGGUGCUGGACGACGGCCUCACCAUGGUGAUCCCGACCAUCAUCAGCGAGGAUAUGACAGAUCUUGCCUCCUCACCCUGGCUGGACCUGUCUGAGUACAUCCCCGUGAGUGUCCCCACGAUAACCCCAGACCCCGUCACCACCUCGCCUCCCACCACCAUCUCUCAGACAACAGAAAAAAUAGCCAUCACAACCAACACACGUUCUACGGUAAUACCUCCGGGAAGAGCCGUGGAGAACAGCGAGAACAACUCCAUUGAUCUCUUAUACAACAGGAUCGUCAGCAUAGACAAUGACGUCUCUCAGAACAACUUGAUCCCAAAGCGGCGGGUCAACCUUCGAGAAAGAACCAGGAACAAACGCAUUCAGGAGCUUCUGGAGGAGAAGCGUAACUUUCUCCUCAGGAUGAAGAGAGGCCACGCAGCUUGAUAGAACAAGCCUUCUCAUUUCUCUUAUAGAGAUGAACUUUUUUUUUUUACAGACUUGUAAGCAUUUUUUAAACCCUCUGUGAACUGCCAUGAUACUUUCUAUUAGACCUUUCCACAAAAACAUCAGCGCUCUGUCCUAUGACUAUCAUGACAAUCACGACUUUCUGGACUGCUGCAGAGGGAGAAUGUCAUGGCCAAUUGUUUUAACAGUUGCUUUUAAUAACCAAAAGCCUUUUAGUGUACAGGCUGUUGCAGAUAUGAAGCAAAUCCCUUCGCCUGUGUAAACACAAUAAUGAGAAACAGAUGGGAUGAAACCUCCAGUUGAACAGCACUUUACAAAGCCAAGCUUUUAUCACUCUAAACCACCUACAGUCUUGUUUGAGGAUACACUCAAUGGAUGAUGUAGAUAAGAUGUAAUGUAGUUUGCAAAAUGCUAUUAUCUCUAUUGGCAUGGAUGCAACAAAAUCUACAACCUAGAAUCCAAAUCUCUAUCUGAUAUUAUAUUACAGCCCAGGACUGCAGCUCAUUUCCCCCAAACAGAUAUGAAUACCUCUCAGCUCCCUAAUAACAGCUGCUGUAGCACCAAAUGAAAAUGUUUCCUUGUUAAGUGGCCAGCACUCUGAAUACCCAACACACACACACAUAUACUGCAAAUUGGAGCUGUUGGAGGCCUGAAGUCAAUGUGGUAAUGACAAACAAUCAGACGUUUGCAUUGUGAAAGUUUACACUGCUUGGAUUGUGAUGCCUUUUCCAAAGCAAACCGUUUGUCCGACUGCACAGGGUCUUUCAUCUCUCAGGGUUAGGGUUAGUCACGAUAUAGAGUGGAGGUCUGGUGAGGGACAUCGCUAAACACUUGGCACGUCCUAGAUUUUGAUGAUAUAUUUUGAUAUCUCUCAAAAGCAAGAGAAAAAAAUAUUUUGAUUGCAUUUAUUGUUUUUCUAUUUUUAAUGGCCAGUUAAGUAUGGUGCUUUUUUUGUCAGUUUUGCUAAAAGCAAUGUCCAUCAUGCAUUCAUUUAUGUACAAAAUAUAUAUUAAGCCUGUUUGUAUUAACUGUAUCCAUAUAGACGCUUUUUUUCGGGUCAGUGUAUUUCCUUUUCUAAAAGUUUUAUUAUUGGUACAUCUCUCACUUGCAGCAACUGCGGAUCUUUCUGUACGAUAUCUGUACAUAUGAAAAAGAACUUAAAGUUUAAUAUUUAUUAAAGUUUUAGUACCUUUGGAAUUUUG
Messenger RNA from Scophthalmus maximus (turbot), 7175 nucleotides. RefSeq names its product A disintegrin and metalloproteinase with thrombospondin motifs 2-like. Gene Ontology annotation, cellular component: extracellular matrix. NCBI's taxonomy places the organism in Eukaryota, Metazoa, Chordata, Actinopteri, Pleuronectiformes, Scophthalmidae. The coding region runs from base 466 to 5952 and encodes 1828 amino acids. The transcript is spliced from 24 exons. Gene Ontology annotation, molecular function: metalloendopeptidase activity. The record is from RefSeq and is a predicted model, not a curated record. Gene Ontology annotation, biological process: extracellular matrix organization; proteolysis.